UAUCUCCACUUGCUAUCAUAUUCACCAACUCCAUCUAUCUCUCUUCUACAAUAAACCCUGAUAAUUCCAAAAAAUGGAAGCCACCAUCUUCAAGAAAACAAGAAGCUCAUCAUCAACCCUGGCGAUGCACAAACAUUCACACUCAAUAACCAAAACAAAGCCAAAGAUCCGUAUAAUUCACAUAUUUGCACCUGAGAUCAUCAAGACCGACGUUGCCAACUUCCGUGAGCUCGUCCAAAGCCUAACAGGCAAACCAGAAGACCAUGGCGUUUUAAGGACAAAACCAAGAAGAGGUACUCAUCGUCAAGUCCAAGACAUGAUCAACAUGGAGAAACUAAGACAAGUCCAGCGCUGUGAAGACCAAGGGUUCUGCUCAAACUCAGAGAUUGAAGAGAUGACGAUGACUUGGAAUGAUGGUGAGAGCUCAGGAGGGUUCUUGAAUGGUUUGGGAGAUUUUGGAGGGUUUAUUCAAGAACUUGGUGAAUUUCCCUAUAUGCCCUUGUCCUCCAUGGAUGCUUCGGCUUCAUCUAACUCGUCUUCUUCGUCCCAUUUACAUGGUGGAUCAAUUUUCUCAGAUUCUCAUCACCAAUUCUAACUCUUGUCUCUUGAACAAAAGAGUUCUUUUUCCUUUAUAAAUGGUGUUUAUUAUUUUCUUUAUUAGGGUUUUGUGGAAAUAAUUUUUAUUUGUAUUUGUUUAGUACAAUUAAUUGAUUUUAUGUAGAGCUUAAACUCCUUUUAGUUU
Raphanus sativus (radish) is the source of this 742-nucleotide messenger RNA. Its product is annotated as VQ motif-containing protein 25. Lineage: Eukaryota; Viridiplantae; Streptophyta; Magnoliopsida; Brassicales; Brassicaceae. The record is from RefSeq and is a predicted model, not a curated record. The coding region runs from base 74 to 595 and encodes 173 amino acids. Gene Ontology annotation, cellular component: nucleus. The transcript has a single exon.